GUACGUGUUACUCGAUAAUAAGUACUGUGUGUGGCACUCUAUUUACAUCUGUCAUUUUCAGCGCUGAGAAAUUCUCGUUCGUCCUUCCUUUUCUCUUACAUCCCCGUGUCUAGUUGGUAGCCAUGGCCGAGUCCCAGUCGAAUGAUAACAAUACUUGCGUGGUGUGUUUCAAGAAUGUCGUGUAUUACUCGGUCGGGGAAUGUGACCAUCCCGUAUGUUUCGAGUGUUCGACUCGUAUGCGAGUGCUCUGUCUCCAGAAUGAGUGCCCGAUAUGUCGACAGGCUCUUUCACGGGUUGUGUUUACGGACACUGUAUACCCGUACAAAGAGCUACGUAGCAGGAUAUUUACGGACCGCUUCUUUGAGAGGCAGUUCAAGAUUGGAUUCUGCAGUGAGGAGAUAAAGCGGGCAUACGAGCAGUUGCUAGAGAACCGUUGUAAACUCUGUGAUAAUUUGGCACCCUUCCGAACGUUCAGCAUGCUGAGUGACCACAUGCGGAAAGUCCAUGAACGAUACUUCUGUGAUCUCUGUGUUAAACAUUUGAAGAUUUUUACCAAUGAGAGGAAGUGCUAUACGAGACAAGAGCUGGCUCACCAUCGACGGAAAGGAGACCUCGAUGAUACUUCUCACAGAGGCCAUCCCCUCUGCGAGUUCUGUGAGGAGCGUUUCAUGGAUGCGGACGAGCUAUACCGCCACCUUCGCAAAGAGCACUUAUACUGCCACCUGUGCGACGCUGACGGCCGCAACCUCUACUACGCGACCCACGCUGCUCUUGCGCACCACUUUCGCACUGAUCAUUAUCUGUGUGAGGAAGGGGACUGUGCUGGGAAUCAUCUCACUGCCGUGUUCAGGACUGAAAUCGAUCUCAAAGCACAUAAGGCGACGGUGCACGGGCGCGGCAUGACGCGCGGCGCGGCGCGGCAGGCGCGGACUUUAGAACUACAAUUCAACAUUACCCCGCAUCCCGUCGUGCAGAGGUCGGCGCCACGAGCGUGUCCCCGCAGCGACCGCGACAAUCGUGACCGCGAGCGCGAGCGCGACCGCGAGUGCCACGAGCCCAGCAGCCCGCCGCCCGCGGCCGCGCGCAUCGACACGCGCUCCGACGAGCAGUUCCCGCGCCUGUCCGCCGCGCCGCCCGCGCAUGCGCUGCUCAUGCCGGCGCCCAGCCGCGCCUACAAAGGCGUGGAUGGGCUGGCGCGUACGGACAAGAACUUCCCGACGCUGGGUGGAGCCCCGGGGCCUUCGCGGCCCGCCGCGCCCGCGCCCCGUCCCGCUGCGCCGGUCGCCGCCACCAUACUGCGCAACUCAAAGCCGAGCGUGUCGAUCCAGCUGCACAGCCAGCCGGCGAGCGCCAGCAGCUUCCGCCUGACGCAGACCAGCGGCCACCGCCCUGCGCCGCGCCGCGCCAACCUCGACGACGACGACUUCCCCUCACUCGGCGUCGCCAAGGACGACCAUCCCAGCAUCGGCGCUGGCACUGUGCAACCCUCUAAGGUUGCGGUGAUAAAUAGCCAAGAGAUGCAGGCGUUGAAGAGCAACAAUACCAACUCGCAGCCGAAGAAACAGCAGCUGAGCUCGGAGGCGUUUCCGGCGCUGUCGGCGGCGACCACGCCCGCCGCGCCGCCGCAGUGGAUCACCGUGUCCAAGGACAAGGCGAAGACCAAACCUGCAAAGGCCGAGCCUCCUCCGAAGCCCCGCGAGCCCGCCUUCAACCCCGCAGCCGACUUCCCCACGCUGCCUAACAACAAUAAAUCCAAGAAGAAGACUCCCCAACCACAACCGCAGCCACAGCCACCGCCCGCUUCUAUACAGACCAUACAGACUGAGACCAAACUGAGUAAAAAAGAAAAGAAAAAACAGAACAACGUCAAGAAAGAAAAUUCCGAGCCGGCGACGCCCACCUACGUCAACGGCUUUACCGACAAGUUCACUAAAAACCAGAUGAAGGAGGCGUAUAACGUGGCCGUGAGCGACGCGCCGGCGGUCGAGAUCGACAGGAAGAUCAAAACCGUCGACGAGAACUCCCUCAACGCGGAUAACAAUAAGAAGCGGAACGGGGGUAACGGGGACUUCGCUUUGAAGGCGAAAGAUUAUCCUCCGCUCAGUUCGAAGAGUGCAAACGCGAUGCCGGCGCCGGCGACCGGCAAGAAAGCCUGCCAAGAGAGGAAGCCAGUCGGCAACGCGCCGCCCGGGUUCAGCGGCGUGCUGCGGCCGCCGCCGUGCGAUGGCAUGACGUUCACCAACUCGUCGGGGCAGACGUUCCCGGCGCCGCCGCACGCCUACAUCCCGCCGCCGGCCUUCGAGGCGCGCAACCGGGCGCUCGUCAACAAGUUCGCGGCCGCGCUCGGCGGGGCCGCCGCCGUCGAGGACUUCAAGGUCGCGUCGCGGGCUUUUAGAGACAAUAUCAUCGGCGCCGAGGAGUUCUACCAGCACUGUAAGAGCGCGAUGGGGGCUCAGUUGGACGGCGUGUUCCCGGAGCUAGUGGCGCUGCUGCCGGAUAUAGGCAAGCAGCAGGAGCUCGUGGUGGGCCGGGAUCUGGGCGAUAAGCUCGACGUGUGCGGCACGUGCGGCCAGCUGACGGCGGCGGCGGACCGCGUGGCACACGACACGGCGCACUGGCCGCCGCUGGCACCGCCCUAGCGCGGGUGUGGCACCAGCGGCCAGCUGGCACCGCCCUAGCGCGGGUGUGGCACCAGCGGCCAGCUGGCACCGCCCUAGCGCGGGUGUGGCACCAGCGGCCAGCUGGCACCGCCCUAGCGCGGGUGUGGCACCAGCGGCCAGCUGGCACCGCCCUAGCGCGGGUGUGGCACCAGCGGCCAGCUGGCACCGCCCUAGCGCGGGUGUGGCACCAGCGGCCAGCCGGCGCCGCCCUAGCGGGGGUAUGGCACCAGCGACUAGCUGGCACCGCCCUAGCGCGGCUGCCACGCACCACCGUCCCUACACCUACCGCAGGCACGUGGGAUACUGUCCACGUAUCGCGUGUUCGUAUUGAUAACGAAUUUUUUUUAUAUCUAGACUAUAAUAUCGCACUCUUAGAAGAAUAGUGACGUACUUGAAAAUGUAAUCUUCCUGCUUUUUGAUUUAGGUCACUAUCCGUCUAUAAAAGGACAAUUGUAUAAUAGCGCCGGUAGAGGAACGCCUACUAAUAUAUUGCACGUACAUUGCGGAAUGUCUAGCGAGUUAGCCGUGAUUCCUAUGAUACAUUAUACAGGGAAAUAGAAUGAACAGUGUUUGGGGUGUCAUAUAAGCAGAUUUGGCUUUGACUGGAAUGUAUCGGGUAAAUUAUGUCUAGUGUUAAUCGUGUAUUGGGUGUCCUCCUGGGGGGGUUAAAAAGGGAACAUCGAAGCAAUUCAUCUAAAAAGCAAUAUCGCAAUUUCACAUUUGUUUCGAUGUGGCCUUUUUAACCCCCUUGAUCGCUAGUAGCUUUAUAUUUCUCGGCUUUAUUCUGUAUACUGCCCGAGGAAUAUUCACCGAGAUAAUAAUUUACACUUUAAUACUAAGAAUUUUAGUCUCGGAAGUGAUAAGGUGUACAUAUUUGACUAAGUCCUUAUUGCUUCUUCAACAAUAACCUGUUUAGGCGAUAUACCUUUUGUUUAUUACGAAGUAAUACUUCUGGCCGACGGUAAAUAUUUGAGUGUCUGACAUACAACUUGUUAUGCUAAAUUUGAUAACAGUACCGCAACUAUUAAGUUUCAUGUGAUUAUUAUGUAAAAUGUAAGUGUUACACGAAUGUUACACAAUGUAAAAUAUAUUGUUUCAAAGUUUAA
Molecule: messenger RNA, 3766 nt
Organism: Pectinophora gossypiella (pink bollworm)
Lineage: Eukaryota; Metazoa; Arthropoda; Insecta; Lepidoptera; Gelechiidae
Product: E3 ubiquitin-protein ligase ZNF598
Exons: 11
Coding region: 123-2639 (838 amino acids)
Biological process (GO): rescue of stalled cytosolic ribosome; protein ubiquitination
Molecular function (GO): ribosome binding; ubiquitin protein ligase activity
Source: RefSeq, a predicted model, not a curated record